Messenger RNA from Spodoptera frugiperda (fall armyworm), 1726 nucleotides. RefSeq names its product collagenase. The record is from RefSeq and is a predicted model, not a curated record. Gene Ontology annotation, molecular function: serine-type endopeptidase activity. NCBI's taxonomy places the organism in Eukaryota, Metazoa, Arthropoda, Insecta, Lepidoptera, Noctuidae. The transcript has 8 exons. The coding region runs from base 67 to 1491 and encodes 474 amino acids. Gene Ontology annotation, biological process: proteolysis.
AGAUUCUAAUCCGCGAACAAGUUCAAAUAGUAGCUGUGGUUUCGGCAGCAGGCAGUGGUUGCGAAGAUGUUGGUGAAGACAGGCUUGUUUUUGUUAUUGGUGACGGUACUGCAGGUAUCAGCACGCUACGCCGGUGUGCAACCUGACUUCAUCGAGAAUGUAAUCAAACACGAGGAGGAAGCCGUACUUUCAGGCUCUCGUAUCGUGUCUGGCUGGGAGGCAGAGCCCGGCCAGCACCCUCACCAUGCUGCUCUCCGAAUGGUGGACCCUACUGGCAGUGUGAGUGCCUGCGGAGGAUCCAUCGCGUCCAGGGAAUGGGUCAUCACCGCAGCUCAUUGUACUGCUGGCCGUGUAACUAUAGUAGUCCGCGGAGGCGUGGUCUCGCUCACCAAUCCGGAGUACAUCAGCGAGUCCACCGAGUACUACAACCAUCCGCUGUAUGAUAACAGCAAACCCACUGUUGUACAACACCACGAUAUCGGUCUUGUCAAGCUUCAGAGCCCUGUCACAUACAGCUUCCGUCUGCAACGUAUCCGCAUUCAGCCGAGAGCUGACGCGUACCGCAACUAUGAAGGCGCAUUGGUCUAUGCCAGUGGACACGGCAGGACAUGGACUGGAGGCGCUACUACCGAGGUGCUGCGAUGGGUGUACCUGACUGCAAUCUCGAACCAGGCCUGCGGCAGCACCUUCACGAGUGGCAUCAUCAUCGAGACUUCUAUCUGCGCCAGAUUCUACAAUGUUACCUCUCAAUCUACAUGCCAGGGAGACAGCGGUGGUCCACUUGUGCACGUUGGUUCUGACGGAGUUCCGACUCUCAUCGGUGUGACCUCCUUCGUAGCUGGUGGAGACUUCGGUUGUCACUCUGGCCUUCCCGCCGGUUUCAUUCGUCCGGGACCUUACCUUAAUUGGUUUGAACAAGUUACUGGCAUUGAUUUUGAAAAUCUAGUUGAAGUUGAACCCACUACUCCUACAACUCCCGCCCCUAGUCCUACAACUCCCGAAGAUCGUCCUACAAUUCCCGACGAGGGUCCCACUGUUCGUCCUACAACUCCCGAAGAUCGUCCUACAAUUCCCGACGAUGGUCCCACUGAUCGUCCUACAAUUCCCGACGAUGGUCCCACUGUUGUUCCUACAAUUCCCGACGAUGGUCCCACUGUUGUUCCUACAAUUCCCGACGAUGGUCCCACUGAUCGUCCUACAAUUCCCGACGAUGUUCCCACUGUUCGUCCUACAAGUUCUAUCCCCGAUUUUACAACCUCUUGGCCAGUUCGACCGACUACUGAAGACUAUCAAACUGUCGCAACAACUCCCAAUGACGAUGAAGGCUCUGGUGGAGACGAUGGCGAUGAUUGUUCCGAUUCCGAUGAAGACGAUGAACUAUCUGAACUUCUUAAACGUCUUGAAGUUAAAGUUAAAGUCAAGGUUAGGUUCGAUAAAUACAAACACAAGCAAGAGACAGAUAAGGUUGUAGAAGUUAAGAAACAUCAUUAAAUAUUAAUUUAAUUUCGAAACUGAUUUGCUAUGCGUAAUGAGACGAAGUAAUUUUUUGAUAUUUCUGACAUUUUACUGAGUGAACAACAUCUUUUUAUUGUUAGAAAUAAUAAAAUAAAAAUGUAAGUUCUUUAAGCAAAGCAAUGUAUCAAAGUCAGAAUGCUUUUACUGAAGUUAUUUAUUACCACUACGAUAUAUUUUCAAUACAAAAUAAAGCGAAUAUAAUACAGAAAAA